Messenger RNA from Arvicanthis niloticus (Nile rat), 711 nucleotides. NCBI's taxonomy places the organism in Eukaryota, Metazoa, Chordata, Mammalia, Rodentia, Muridae. The record is from RefSeq and is a predicted model, not a curated record.
ACACCUUUGGGUAAACUGACAAAGGAGGGAAUAGCCACAGAGGCAUGCCCAGUUUUGCCCCAAAGUGUGAAAAACAUUUUAGAAGUGAUGCGGAACCAGCUUCGUAACAUGGGUACUAGUACUUUGCAGGUUGCUAUGAAAUCUCAAUAUAAUCAUGGACAACUCAUUGAUGCCUUCUGCAACUUCAUCAUCGACGGAAAGUCUUUCUUUAGCUUCAACUCAACUAAUAAUACCUGGACAGGGAGCGGUCCUGAUGAUGAAGAUACCAUGAGGCAAUGGGAGAGAAACAGAGAAGUCAACCAGGGUCUAACGAAGCUACUCAGGGGAGAUUUCAGUCACUGCUACAAGGAAAUGUGGACACUCUGGAAAGAAACCCCAAGAUCAACAAUGAAGGCCUGGGCUAUCACCCAGCAUACAUCUGCCACCCACACUCUACCUACAGUGAACAGCGCCCAAUCUACAUCUGGCACCCAGAGUCGAGACAUGACCUGGGUGGUGAUUCUACAUAUAGCAGGAUUAAUCUUCAUCGCGUUGAUCACUUAGGAGUCUUUGUGGUUGCUCUGAUGGUGAAGAAAAAAGGUAAGGUGCUCUCUUCUGCUUCUCCACUUCUCAUCACCAGCUGUGUUGGGUAACACUUGAACAUUGCCUGUGGCUUCUUCAGCAAAGACACUAACACAUGUAUUUAUGAAAUAUGAAAUGAGGCUGGAGAGA